Empidonax traillii (willow flycatcher) is the source of this 865-nucleotide messenger RNA. Its product is annotated as cytochrome P450 2J2-like. Gene Ontology annotation, molecular function: oxidoreductase activity, acting on paired donors, with incorporation or reduction of molecular oxygen, reduced flavin or flavoprotein as one donor, and incorporation of one atom of oxygen; iron ion binding; heme binding. Gene Ontology annotation, cellular component: intracellular membrane-bounded organelle; cytoplasm. Gene Ontology annotation, biological process: xenobiotic metabolic process. NCBI's taxonomy places the organism in Eukaryota, Metazoa, Chordata, Aves, Passeriformes, Tyrannidae. The transcript is spliced from 4 exons. The record is from RefSeq and is a predicted model, not a curated record. The coding region runs from base 1 to 783 and encodes 260 amino acids.
AUGGCCACAACAGAUGGCCCCAAAAGGGGGGAAAGGAACCCAAAACAUCCUUCAGAGCACAAGGUGGCAGCUGACAACUGCAGAGACAAGUGGUGCAAAGUCAAACUGCUCUGCAAACCUCCUGCUGCUUUCACAAUAAAACACAACAUGUGCAUCAAAACUCCACGUGGGAAUCCUUUUGACCCUCAGUUUACACUCACUAAUGCUGUUUCAAAUGUCAUAUGCUCCCUUAUCUUCGGCAAUCGGUUUGACUACCAGGAUGAGGAGUUCCGAAAAUUGCUGAAGCUUCUGCAUGAGACGUUUGUCCUCCAAGGAGCCAUCACAACCCAGCUGUACAACGCUUUCCCAUCUAUAAUGAAGUUCCUCCCUGGAGCACACCAAACCAUUUUCAAAAACUCAAAGAUCUUGAAAAGCUAUAUGGAAGAGCAGAUCAACAAACACAAGGAGGAUUGGAACCCCUCAGAGAGCCGGGACUACAUCGACAGCUACCUGCAGGAGAUAGCCAAGGACAAGGGCAGUGACACCUUCCGGGAGGAACAUCUUAUCAUGUGCUCACUUGACUUGAUGUUCGCUGGAACAGAGACCACCUCUUCAACCCUCCGCUGGGCUCUACUAUUCAUGGCCUCAUAUCCUGAAAUUCAAGGUACAAGUAGCAAAAGGUCAGUGCUUUCCCUUCCUUUUAUCCCUCACAGCUUUGUGAGAGACACUUUUCUUGAGGGACAAGUUGGGAAUCUCCCUGCACUCACACAAAACAGGUGCAAACAGGGGCAGGUGUCCCCUUAGGGGAUCCUCCCAGCAACAACCUUGUGUUAUUCCAAGGGGUUUUAUCCUUGGGCCUUGGCUGAUUCCUGCUCUUUCCCACCAG